Messenger RNA from Paramecium pentaurelia, 670 nucleotides. Lineage: Eukaryota; Ciliophora; Oligohymenophorea; Peniculida; Parameciidae. The record is from the annotation of a GenBank genome assembly.
AUGGAUUUGUUCAUAGAAAUUAAAUGGACAUACGAGGUAUAUCAGAUGUUUAAUAAUAAAUAAUAAUGAAGAUCUUAUCGUAUCUGGUAGUAAUGAUAAGACAAUUAAAUUCUGGUAAAAGUAGAAUGAAUGGUUGUGUUCAUAGACAAUUACAGAUCAUAAUCAUUAUGUAUGGGGAUUAAGUUAGAAUGAAUAAUAAAAUAGAGUGAUAUCUUGUGGAGAGGAUAAACUUAUAUUGGUAAUGGAAUAAUAGAAUAAAUAAUGGAUUGUAAUUUAAAAGAUUACAGUAGAAACUGAAGGAUUUCGAUUAUGCUUUAUAGAUAAUAAUACAUUCACAUUCUAACCUUGGCAGAAAGAGUACAUGCAUGUAUUUGAGAUUAAUAGCACUAAUAAAUAGUAUAGUAAAACAAAGGAUAUUCCUGUUGAUGGUGGUGGAGAUACUAGUUUCUUUCCUUAAUAAUAUAUAAAAUAUAAAUGUAUCCUUGUGAAUAAGAAUGCUUCAAAUGUGAGUUUAAUAAGGAAGAAAUAAAAUGGUGAGUUUAUAAUUGAGUAAUCUAUUGACUUUGGAACUUAUCAUAUUUAUGGAUAAAUGACUGAUGAUGGACAGUAUUUGAUUACUUGGGAUGAUAAAUCAAAAGAAUAUUAGAUAAGGAAAUAUUAGGAGUAAUGA